This is a messenger RNA of Anopheles marshallii, 588 nucleotides long. RefSeq lists its product as uncharacterized. The transcript has 3 exons. Gene Ontology annotation, biological process: regulation of transcription by RNA polymerase II. The record is from RefSeq and is a predicted model, not a curated record. Lineage: Eukaryota; Metazoa; Arthropoda; Insecta; Diptera; Culicidae. Gene Ontology annotation, cellular component: nucleus; transcription regulator complex.
AUGGAUGCUAACACAACUCGAUUAGUGCCAUCGAAACGGAAGCUGGCUGUGGAUGAUCCUAGUGCUAUUUUCAAUAAUGAAAGAACAAUUGAACUGAUUUCCACCGUAAAGAACCAGCAAAUACUGUGGGAGAAAAAUCAUCCAGAUUAUAAAAACAUAUCCCAGCUUAACCAUGCGUGGCAACUGGUGGCAACAAAAAUGAAUCUUAGCGUCGAUGUUUGCAAAGACAAGUGGUACAAUUUGCGGGCCCAGUAUCGCAGAAACAGGACAAAGGAAAUUGCAUCACGGCGAGGUAGAUUGGAAAUGUUAUUGCUGCUGUAAAGAUAUGUUUUCAAUUGAUAAUGUAUAUACUAUCGAAUUUCAGGUAUGGAUAAGAAAAACAAACCUUCCUGGUACGCCUACAAAAACAUGACAUUUCUCAAUAAAACACUGGAUGAAGCAAGAGCAACAAGAGCGUCAAACGAGCGACAGCUUAUUGCGCCUUUUAUCGAAUUACUGACGCAGCGAUUGCUUAGAAAAAAGCAUUCACAGAUCGAGGAGAUCGAAAAUGCAUUGUUAAGUGUGCUUAACAGUUUUCCGAACGCUUGA